Episyrphus balteatus (marmalade hoverfly) is the source of this 1597-nucleotide messenger RNA. RefSeq lists its product as uncharacterized. The coding region runs from base 328 to 1425 and encodes 365 amino acids. The record is from RefSeq and is a predicted model, not a curated record. The transcript is spliced from 3 exons. NCBI's taxonomy places the organism in Eukaryota, Metazoa, Arthropoda, Insecta, Diptera, Syrphidae.
AAAUAAACAAAACAAAAAUUAUUUUAGCGGCGUGAAAUUGAAAAUUCUCAUCAUUUUGUAAUUUUGUUUGCUAUCUUCAAUAUUUUAAAACUAUAAAAUACUUUCAAUGUUUGUUUAAAGUAUAUUUCAAAAGUGUUUCAAAUAAAAGAUUAAUUAGAAACCGCUGUCCUCAGCUUCCAUAGGCUUGUUUUAUUACUAAACUUUUUGCCCAGUAAAACACAAACCAAUAAAACACCAACUGCAUUUUACCUAUGUAAAUCAUUUAAAAUUUGUUGAUAACUUUGUAAUGAAAAGAGAAUAAACUGUAAAUAUUUGAAAUCAAAACAAAUGAGAUUCAAACAAAAGUUUUUCUCCAAAAUGAGUUUUGAUAAUAAUUCAACAUCAGAAGAGGAGACACUUCUUAUCAGCGUUUCAAAUUUCAUGCAAACUAUUGAAGCCUACAGUGAUUCAGAGUUUCAAUCAAGUUUCAAAAUGAAAAGAUCAACUUUAGAUCCUUUAAUAGUAAAAUAUGCUCUAUCUAGUUUCUACCCAUCACACUCAAGUCAUGGUGGGGGUAAACAAAAAAUCGAAGCUAAAAAGGAAGUAUACCUUUUUGCUUGCUACUUAACUAGCACUGGGACAUUUAACGAUCUAGCCAAUAUGUUUGGUAUAGUCAAAUCUACAGCAUGGGCUGCUGUUGGACGGGUUAGCAAUUGGUUAGUGUCAUUAGGACCGGAAUAUAUCAAAUGGCCUCAAGGAGAUGUUGUCGAUCAAAUUUGUUCAAAAUUUGAAUCAAAACAUCAAAUUCCAGGUGUAAUUGGGGCAAUAGAUUGCACACACAUUACAAUAGGAAGUAAUAAAGAAUGCUUUUACAAUCGAAAGUUGAAAUUUUCGAUUAUCUUGCAGGCAGUUGUCGAUGCAGAUAUGAAAUUUAUUGAUAUAUGCUGUGGGGAACCUGGUUCCUUAGACGAUGGCACAGUUCUCAGGAAAUCUAUGUUAUAUCAAAAAGUCCAAACUAUCUACAAUCGAUUAUUUCCAUCGAAUACUUUUCUUUUGGGUGAUUCGGCUUAUGCCGCUUCGGAUUGGAUUGUACCACCUUUUAAAAACUAUUAUCAAUUAAAUGAUCAAGGAAGACAUUUUAAUGAUAUUCAUAAUUCGACAAGAAUGGUAAUUGAACAUGCUUUCAGAUUACUUAAAGGAAGAUUCAAGAGAAUUAAUAAGUUUACUGAACAAAGAAAUUUGAAUUUGGUUAAAAAAAUUGUUGUAAGUGCUUGUGUUUUGCACAAUUUGUGCAUUCUUAAAGAUGAUAAUUUUACAAUCGAUGAAGAACCAACUACAGUUGAAGAUAUUUUAGAGCAUAAUAGUGAUAAUAAUGUAGAACUUGAUUUACCUGAUAACAGACGUGAUAGACUAUUUUGGGAAUUAUGUGAAAAAAAUAUUAUUUAAGAAAAAAAUAAAUAAAUUAAAAUUAAAAAAAAAAAAAUUAAAAUAUUAAACUUUUUCUUUUUCACUAUCGACGAAGGUUUGAGAUGUGGGGUUUAUCGCAUGCCUUCUAGUUUUGAAUUGUUCUAGGUUUGAGGCCCACUGAUUGGAGUUGUCGUUGCAUUAGGUUUCUCUU